Penicillium griseofulvum is the source of this 2232-nucleotide messenger RNA. RefSeq lists its product as uncharacterized. The transcript has 3 exons. The record is from RefSeq and is a predicted model, not a curated record. The coding region runs from base 1 to 2232 and encodes 743 amino acids. Lineage: Eukaryota; Fungi; Ascomycota; Eurotiomycetes; Eurotiales; Aspergillaceae.
AUGGCCAUAACAAAUGACGACAAAUCCAUUGUUGCACAUGCCUUUGUUGACAAUCAACUUGUGGCUGGUGGCUGCAACAGAGCAACACAGGAGAACUUGACAAUCGUCCGUUCCUCCACAGAGUCUGAUAAUAACUUGCAUGAGACAUUGCCGUCGCCUUUGCUGGCAAGCACAUCUCAGUUCGCAGCUCCCGCCAAUUCACGGGAUUUGACUGUUUCUCAAACAAUGGGAUCAAACAUUUCAUAUGCUGAAUGGACUGAACACCAACCCCUAGACGGGAUCGACCCAGAGUUCAUCUGUGAUACUCCAAUCCAAGUGCAUCGCUCUGAGACCGCUCAUCAGGCUGAGGAGCGUCGGGCACGAUGGGGCGUGAUCGAGAAUCUUAUCAACAAUGAUGAUACUGCGAUGGCACAGAUGUUGUCGUCCAGGUGCCCAUUUGAUAUGUUCCCGGUUGGCGAUUUUUACAUUCGAUAUGUACGAGUGGCGUGGCUGUGCGGUCUUGACGCCAUGACUGAGGCAAGGUCACGACUGAAUAGCAAACUCCUGAAUCAUGGAAGAUAUCUGGAAGAGGUUAACGAGGCUAUUGCGUUAGACCCACAAAUUUCACCUGGCGAUGCUCGUUAUAAUCUGCGUGUUUACAACAUCAACGAACGAGCAAGAGUGCUUAGCGCUCUUGAUGAACAUGAUAUGCUCAUGCAAUAUGCAGAGGCAAUUGACAUGGACAAUAUCAAUAACUCAGGAGGAAUUGUCGUUGAUCCAGAAUAUCAGAGCCCCACCCAUAUUGAAGAGCAAUUAGAAAGAAUGAUUGCUGGUGGUUCAUAUGUUAAUCUGUCAACUGAUGGUGCCAACGACUUUGAGCGUGCGAACACCAAUCGUGGGGUCGAUAUUAUUGACCCGGACACUGGCUAUCCCAUCGAAUUCCAGAGGCAAUCGUUUACGACAGCAAACAAUAGCAGUAGCAAUGGAACAGGCUGCACAAACGAGAACAAUUCAGACUUCAAUAACUUGCAGGUUGAUGGAAGUUCAGACCUGCCCAUUCGUGAUCAUGAAAAUGAGAACACAAGCGGAAGAGCAUCACUCUUCAAUGAGAUUCAGGUUGAGGGAAGGUCGGAGUUGUGGGUUCAUGAUGGGAAUGAGACAAGCGGCAAUAUGCUUACGGGAAGCAAUGACCCGUCCUUUGACGCUGACAGCCGAUUGGGCAAUCAAAUUCCUCCAGGACUGGGUUCUGGAGUAGGAACCGAUGAAAUCAUAUCAUGGAUUUCCCAGGAGACAUGGACAGAGCGUCGUCCGAGAAACGGAAGGCGCAUCAGCAAUACUGUGCCUCGGAACUUCGGCCGCAACAACAUCUUCAACUACAGAUUGCCAUUACAUUCCAUUACUGAAAUCAAUCAUGAUGAAGAUGCCAUAGAGUUGGCUAGCACUAACGCAGAUAACGGGAGUCCCACACCAAGCCUCAUGUUCAGCCCUAAUGCAGACGAAAUGAACCAUACAACCGAAGAUACACUGACUCAGAAUGAACCCCGCGACACAUCAGCUUCGACCGGCUCAGAAGACGGGCAACAGAUGAUAAGAGAUUCCAACUCCGAGCCUGGAUUGACUGACUCAACAACUUCCCUUGAGCAACAGCGCAGAAGCGCUGGGGUGCUGGAGAACUUUUUUGAUCUGUUUGUCCUGGACGUGCAGGGUGAUUGGGAGGCGGAAGGACCUUCCCGAUCACCGGAACAACCAGAGGAUGGCAUGAACCGCAGCCUAAGUGGGAGCAUCACCCUGACAAUGAACGGCGUUGAUUACACAGACGACAUGUUGGAUACACCCCUACUGCUUCGAAAUAGUCCAUUCGGUAGACAUAGCCCAUUUGGUAUGAACUCAUUGUCCCGGAAUAGCCCGAGCAGGGUAAUCUCGAGGUCUGGCGACCGCCGUAGGUACGAUAUACCUGUUGGUGGUCUCAGCAGCGUUGGGUCUCGUAUGAUUGCAUCGAGUCUGAAUGCCCGCCGAAGACAUGAUGCACGUGAAAAUGUCCGAAACGCCCGUCACUCGCUCAUCAGUUCAAGAUUAAUUGACGACUUGAGAGAUGAAGUACCCGUAACCACUGUUCUCGGGUUUGACGAGCCAGACAGCCAGCGAAACACCAAUUACACGCCUGUGUAUCCACAGUUGAUCAAUGCCAAUCUCAGACAUACUGCGCCCGCUAUUGUGAACACCAGCCGAAUCAAUGCUCAUGCUCACCGUUAA